AAGGCUUCUUAGCUCACGGCUAUCUGCGUAACCGUGACUCUGGCCACGUAAUUUGUUCGACGUCACUGGUUUCCAUGGCAGCGGGAAAGCCUGGCGUCUCCAGGGAAACAGAAAGCGUCAACAAUCCAAACGUGAGCUGCUAAAAUUAGUAUACUAGCACCAAUUAAAAUAAUUGUUUUGUUAUAGUUGCUUAUAGUUUAGCAGCUUUUUCCUCCUCGUUUGUGUCCGCUGCGCUUUUUAUUUUUGUUUAUUUGUUUUGUUUUUCUGAAUGGAUUGUCUUGGGGUAUCUUCCGAACAGAGCCUCCAGGCUCUGUCUGCCUUGUUGUCCAGUCAGCAGGACGAAGAAGAGGAAGAUGAGGAGUGUAAAGAUGUGAAAGCAUAUGCACGCUUGGGUCCCGGACACAUUGGCCCCCCACCCAAAAAAGAAAAACAAGUGUCAACCGCAUACACGAAGAAGAACAGCAAAGAUAUCUGGUGUGAAGAAGAAGUGGCCGUAGGCUCACAGUAUGAUGAUCUGACUGACCCAAGGCCACAACCUGAGUAUGAAAUAAUCCUGAAGCAGAGUGUAGGAACAGAGGAUCUCUUCUUGGGAUUAAGCAGAAAGGAUCCAUCCUCCAUGUGUUGUGAAGCCAUGCUGGUUAAAAUCAAACUACCAGACACUAAAGCAACAGAUGUGGUGCUGGAUGUGAAAGAAAAGUUCCUUGAUCUACGGACGCCAAAAUACAAACUGGGGCUCCAUCUCCCUGAUCCGGUCCACAAAAAUGAGAGCAAGGCCCAGUUCUUCAGUGAGAGGGAGGAACUGGAGGUGACUCUACUAAUGAAGCAUCCUAUGGAUUUUAUCAAUAUGCAAUGAAAAAGGAUGACUUAGCAGCAAUUACCAUUAUACAAACUGACACAUUAAGGAUUAAAACCAGAAAGGAAUUGGGAAAUAAUCAGCAAAAACAUUAAUUUUUUCAUGAAUUUUGUGAGUUUAAGCUAUUGUUUGUGUCAUCACAGCCUCUAUGACUGUUAAAUUGUGGAUUUCUAAUAAAUACUUGACUCCAAAA
This is a messenger RNA of Oreochromis aureus, 1046 nucleotides long. It is a transcript of the gene dnaaf6, whose product is annotated as dynein axonemal assembly factor 6. The record is from RefSeq and is a predicted model, not a curated record. Gene Ontology annotation, cellular component: cytoplasm. Bases 269 to 853 code for a protein of 194 amino acids. The transcript has 6 exons. Gene Ontology annotation, biological process: flagellated sperm motility; axonemal dynein complex assembly. Gene Ontology annotation, molecular function: dynein intermediate chain binding; protein-folding chaperone binding. Lineage: Eukaryota; Metazoa; Chordata; Actinopteri; Cichliformes; Cichlidae.